Molecule: messenger RNA, 1883 nt
Organism: Salvelinus namaycush (lake trout)
Lineage: Eukaryota; Metazoa; Chordata; Actinopteri; Salmoniformes; Salmonidae
Product: histidine protein methyltransferase 1 homolog
Exons: 2
Coding region: 74-1207 (377 amino acids)
Biological process (GO): peptidyl-histidine methylation, to form tele-methylhistidine
Molecular function (GO): protein-L-histidine N-tele-methyltransferase activity
Source: RefSeq, a predicted model, not a curated record
UUGAUGUAGGUUGCUGAAUUGAUUCCCUGCCUUUUAUAGCUAUACUAGUUAAAUACACUGCUUCGUUAGUACUAUGUCGUUCAGUUUCAAUUUCGACGUGCAGUUAACGACAAAGGGGCAACAAGGUGAAGAAAGUAAACCACAAACUGGAAAGCAGGAUUAUGCAGUCAAACCUGUGCCCGGCAACAACAACACCACCACUCCAGCAGAAACUGUCAAAGCAGCUGUUGAACACCACCCCCCUGCAGAUCCCCACUUUCUCCUCAACGAUGCUGUCUCUGAGACUGUUACCAUAGGAACGCUUCCACCCCUCCACUUCCUGAAUGAGUCUGUGUUCGAGCGGACGGCCAGCGAGCGAGAUGACAACGAGAGGAUCCUGUCGCGGACCGCCGCCCAGAGCUCGGACCUCAUCUCCGGGGUGUACGAGGGAGGGUUGAAGGUGUGGGAGUGUACCUAUGACCUCCUGGAGCUGCUAGAGAGGGAGGGGGAGACGUUCGGUGGGAAGAUGGUUCUGGAUUUGGGCUGUGGUGCUGGACUGCUGGGCCUACUGGCGCUAAAGCGCGGAGCAAGUCAGGUCCAUUUCCAGGACUAUAAUAGUACUGUUAUAGAACAGCUCACACUGCCUAACGCACUGCUCAACUGUCAGGUGGAAGGAGAGGAGGAGGAAGAAGUGAAGGGGAGGAAGGGAAAGAAACGGGGGCUGCAGGAGGAGGACGAUGAGACAAUUAUAGAAGAGGAAAAGAUGAAAAAGGAUGAAGAGGCGAAGUCCGAUGAGGAGAAGAAGAAUGAACAGAAAAAAGAGGGAGAGGAUGGCAGCCCGUCGCCCAAGAGGCAAGCCCUGGACCCAUCCCAGCAUACGAAGCUGACCUGCUGUCGUUUCUUCUCGGGCGACUGGACAACGUUCCUAGCGCUGGUCCUCAAGGAAGACCUGUUCCCUAAAUAUGACAUCAUCUUCACCUCAGAGACCAUCUACAACACGGCGUACUACUCAGCUCUUCACGACACCCUCCACAGACUGUUGGCCCCGAGGGGAGUGGUCUACCUGGCCACCAAGGCCCACUACUUUGGGGUGGGGGGUGGGCUGCACCUAUUUGAACAGUUUAUAGAGGACAAGGGAGUGUUUGAUAUGGAGAAACUGUGGGACGUGGACCAGGGGCUACAGAGACAUGUUGUGGCCAUGCACUUCAAAACAACAAUCAAGUCUUGACUUUUUACUUUGUGUAGUUUCAAAUUAAUUUCUACUCAAUGCACCUGGAACUUCUAUGCUACCUACGGUGUGCUAACUUCAAUCAGUUUCAAAUAAACGUUUUCCUAUAAAGAUCACCCGGGUGUCAAUUGUGACAAAGAAACAGGACUUGCACAUAAUUAAAAUGACCGUAUGUUUGACAGAUAAUGAAAAGACAUAUAGAAUAUUUAAGACUUACUGUAGGUAUGUCAGUCUGGCUUUUUUAUUUUUUUCUUGGUGGUAAAACCUUGUAUGUCAAAUACUGGAGAUGUGCUUCACGAAAAGAUGGCAGAUGGAGGAGUUUGAAUAUUCGCCAGUUGAAGAGGACAACAGGAUAGCUGCACUGAUGGAGGGAAAGAGGCAGAAGUCUGAUAGAGGAGAUGAGCAGAUAUUCCAUUACUGUGGCACUAUUCCAUUGUUUCCAUUGUAGUGUGCAAACUAGGCCAAUAUCAAGCAUACCUCAAGUAUUUCAAAGUAUUUUGGCAAGUGUAUUUGGUGCAGGUCGGUUUUUAACAGGACAUUGCUUCUUGUGUUCUACAUACUGUAGAAGUUUCUGUACAGUACUUAAUGUUAACGUGAAAAUGUCUUCAACUCAGUUUCCAUUUGUUAUGUGUAUGUUUGUGAAAUACACUAUAAAGAAAAGCUGAGUUUGUAUUAA